CAGAUGUGACCGCGCUGGUCUUGAAUAGAGGAACUCGGAGCGUAGUUUCAGUCAGCAAACUGGCAGAGUCGCACAAACUGUGCCAUUUAAAGUCGAUAUCAAGUAGCUGCAGGCAUGUUGGAGCCAGAGCUCGCUGUGGCUGGGCUUCGCGGGCUACUCUCAGACCCUCGCAUCGUGGGGACGCUCUUCGCCGCGCUCAUCGCCGCGCUUGCCGUCUGGGCUUCAGGAAUCGUAGGCACCAAACUGCAUUUGCCUGGUCCUUACAUAACUUGGCCAUUCCUGGGCGAUGCGGUGGAGUUGGGCAUUACAUCGGACCUGAGUCGCCUCAUGUUCAGCAGGUUUAAGAAGUACGGCAGGGUGUUCCGCCUGAACCUGCUGGGACACACAGCCUUCGUGGUGUCCGACGAGGCAGCCCUGCGUGGUGUGCUGUCUGACGACGGAGCCAUUGCCACCAUCCCCUUCCGCGCCUUCAGUGAUUUGAUGGGCGAGUACGGCACGCAGUCCGUCAAGGAGAUCCACGGCCCCUGGCGCAAACUGAUCAUGGCCGCGGUGAACGGGCGGGGGCUGUCCGAGCUGGUGCCGGGUGUGGCGGGCGUCAUGGCACGACACGUGGCCGGAUGGGCGCAGGCGGGGCGCGUGGAGCUUUUCCAGGCGUCCCACGCCAUGGGUCUGGACCUGUCCACAGACGUGAUCGCCAACGUGCACUUCACGGCCCUGGACCGGGGCUGGUUCAAACAGCAGAUGCGCACCUUCACGGCGGGCAUGUGGGGCCUGCCCGUGCGGCUGCCCGGCUCCGACUACAGCGCCGCACUCGCCGCCAAGGAGCGCCUCAUCGCCGCCCUCAUGCCGGAGAUGCGGGACGCCCACGCCGCCAUGCUGAAGCGCUGGGAGGCGGCGGGCCGCAGCGGCCCCGCGCUGGCGGCGGCGCUGCUGGAGGAGCAGGAGCGGCAGCGCGAGGCGGCGAGGGAGGCGGAGGCCCGGGGGCAGAAGGCCACGCCGCCGGACCUGAGUAUUAAGGAGGCGAUGCUCACCGCGUACUUCAUCGGCGGGCACACGGCGCUGCGGGACGCGCCCAUGACCAUCCUUAACGCGGUGGUGGCGGCGGCGGACACCACCCGCUUCUCGCUGUUCACGUUCUGGGCCAUGGUCGCCAUGAGCACGCGCGUGCAGGAGGAGAUAUUCGGCGAGCAGCAGCGGGUCGUGGCGGCGCACGGCCCGGAGCUGACGCCGGCCGCACUGUCGUCCAUGCCCUACCUGGAGGCCUGCUUCAAGGAGGCCAUGCGGCUGCUGCCCACGGGCGGCGGCGCGGUGCGGCACCUCACAAAGGAGCUAAAGGCCGGCAGCGUGACGCUGCCCGCAGGGGAGUGGGUGUGGUACCACCCACACCUGAUGCAUUGCAUUGACCCGGUGUUGUGGGACGGCGACACCAGCGUGGACGUGCCGGCCCACAUGGACUGGCGCAACAACUUCGAGGGCGCGUUCCGGCCCGAGCGCUGGCUCAGCGAGGAGACAAAGCCGAAGUACUAUUUCACGUUUGGAUCAGGCGUGCACCUGUGCGCGGGCGUCAACCUUGUUUAUUUGGAGGCGAAGCUGGUGAUGGCGAUGCUGGUCCGGCGCUUCCGGCUGCGGCUGUCGGCGCCCGACAUGCUGGCGCGGUGCACGCGCGUGUUCCCCUUCAUGCAGCCCGUGCCGGGGACCGACAAGGUCGAGCUGCUGCCGCGCGAGCAGCCGCUACCAGUGCCCGGCAUUGACCUGUAGAGGUCUGGAAGCUUGCUUGAGUGGGGGAGGCGCUUUGGGGCCCGCCACCUGCGGGCGGGGAAGGUAGUGCACCAGGUCCGGGGCGUAGACCGCACAAUCCUCUCGACGGAACGGAUGGAACGCUUGGUGGCAUGUGAGGUCUGCGCUGUCACGGGCGCUGCAUUAGAAACCAGCUGGUGCAGGUCGCGAGCACGCACGAGAGGACGAAGCGUGCUUGGAAGCGUGUUGUGGGCAGGAAGUCAGGGGAAGUCAGGGCAGGCUAGGAUGUAGAAGUGACGUCGUUGGGGAUUGGCCCUGAUACCCAUCAGUUGAAAGACCGACAGACUCGUUGCGGCGGCCGUGUGUUGGGCCCGGGUCAGAGGCAGACUCAAAGGUGUGAGGGUAAGCCAACCGUGGGGCAGCGUGGGGCGGCACCUCUGGGCGAGGGGGCUGUGUGCCCAUGUCUGUGCUCAGGCUUCAUGCUCUCUUGUCAGCCGCUGCUUCCAUCCAGCUAUAUUACUAAGUAAUUACCAUAUGCUUUGCUGUCUAGGUUGGCAUGCAGUUUUUUUUCGAGCUGUCGAGGGCUCGAGGCCGCGCGUUUACCUGGAACCAAUUGCGCCUGUGAUGUGCAUGACUAGGAACCAUACGCCUACCAAUUAAUUAGGGCCUGCUUUAUUCAGGCACUGACAAAAACAUUUAGCCUUUCGAAAUUGCCA
Molecule: messenger RNA, 2453 nt
Organism: Chlamydomonas reinhardtii
Lineage: Eukaryota; Viridiplantae; Chlorophyta; Chlorophyceae; Chlamydomonadales; Chlamydomonadaceae
Exons: 11
Coding region: 115-1758 (547 amino acids)
Biological process (GO): sterol metabolic process
Molecular function (GO): heme binding; iron ion binding; monooxygenase activity
Source: RefSeq, a predicted model, not a curated record